This is a messenger RNA of Procambarus clarkii (red swamp crayfish), 474 nucleotides long. RefSeq names its product small ribosomal subunit protein bS16-like. Lineage: Eukaryota; Metazoa; Arthropoda; Malacostraca; Decapoda; Cambaridae. The record is from RefSeq and is a predicted model, not a curated record.
AUGCUCCAUCAAUCGCAUCAACGCUGGAUCAACUGUUGGUGGCCCUCAAGGCUUCCUGUCCCCGUUGUGGCCACGACGGGGCCAUCUCUAGUGGCCAGGGCCGAUGGCCCUGUACCUCAGGCAGGAGCCCCUAAGGCAGGAGCCCCUAAGGUAGGAGCCCCUAAGGUGGACGCCCCUAAGGCAGGAGCCCCUAAGGUAGGAGCCCCUAAGGUGGACGCCCCUAAGGUAGGAGCCCCUAAGGCAGGAGCCCCUAAGGCAGAAGCCCCUAAGGCAGAAGCCCCUAAGGUAGGAGCCCCUAAGGUAGGAGCCCCUAAGGUAGGAGCCCCUAAGGUAGGAGCCCCUAAGGCAGAAGCCCCUAAGGCAGAAGCCCCUAAGGCAGAAGCCCCUAAGGCAGAAGCCCCUAAGGCAGGAGCCCCUAAGGUAGGAGCCCCUAAGGUAGGAGCCCCUAAGGUAGGAGCCCCUAAGAUGUGUUAG